Messenger RNA from Ictalurus punctatus (channel catfish), 5452 nucleotides. RefSeq names its product ATPase phospholipid transporting 11B (putative) (gene atp11b). The coding region runs from base 307 to 3753 and encodes 1148 amino acids. NCBI's taxonomy places the organism in Eukaryota, Metazoa, Chordata, Actinopteri, Siluriformes, Ictaluridae. Gene Ontology annotation, molecular function: ATP hydrolysis activity; ATP binding; ATPase-coupled intramembrane lipid carrier activity. The transcript has 31 exons. Gene Ontology annotation, cellular component: plasma membrane; recycling endosome; trans-Golgi network. Gene Ontology annotation, biological process: phospholipid translocation. The record is from RefSeq and is a predicted model, not a curated record.
GUUUGUUGUUUCAACAUCAUUCAGUCAGUGGGAGGAAUAGCAGCUCCACUUUACCUCAGACAUGAAGGAGUAAUAUAAUUUAUUUUAAUUUUCAUUUUUAUUUUUAACGUUACACCAUUUCUGUGUCCGCGCAUGCCGUAAUGUACAGAAGGAGAAUCUUGUGCGGAAGGAAAACAUACAUGUUGCGGGAGUAUUUCGGCGGAGAAAGGAAAGCCAAGCUGGCUAACUUUUGCUAGCUAGCAAGCUAAUCCGUUAGCAGCGCAUCUUAUUGAGCUAGCUGAACUAAGCUAAGCUAAAAUCCUGAGGAUGCUGCGGUGGAUACGGCAACAGCUGGGUUUUGACCCACCGCAUCAAAGUGACACCAGAACCGUUUACAUCGCAAACCGCUUCCCUCAGCACGGACAUUACAUUCCACAGAGGUUUGCGGAUAACAGAAUCAUCUCCUCCAAGUACACCAUAUGGAACUUCAUUCCCAAAAAUCUGUUUGAACAGUUCAGAAGGAUAGCCAAUUUUUAUUUCCUCAUCAUCUUCCUUGUCCAGUUAAUGAUAGACACACCAACUUCCCCAGUGACAAGCGGACUUCCCUUGUUUUUUGUCAUUACUGUAACUGCCAUUAAACAGGGCUACGAGGACUGGCUGAGACACAAAGCCGAUAAUGAAGUAAACGGUGCUCCGGUAUUUGUGGUGCGCAGUGGCAGUUUGGUGCAGACUCGCUCCAAGAAUAUACGAGUCGGAGACAUAGUGCGAGUAGCGAAAGACGAGACGUUUCCGGCUGAUCUGGUGCUGUUGUCUUCAGAACGAGCAGAGGGGACGUGUCACAUCACAACGACUAGUUUAGAUGGAGAGACAAAUCUGAAGAUUCACUAUGCAGUGCCGGAGACGGCUGUGUCCCAAUCCGUGUCCCAACUCGAGGCCCUGCAGGCUGUGGUGGAGUGCCAGCAGCCUGAGCCUGAUUUAUACAGAUUUGUUGGGAGAAUCACAGUAACACAAUACGGGGAAGAGAUUGUCAGACCUCUAGGACCAGAAAACCUCCUACUUCGAGGAGCACGACUGAAAAACACCAAAGAGAUCUACGGUGUGGCCGUGUACACAGGCAUGGAGUCCAAGAUGGCUCUGAAUUACAAGUGCAAGUCCCAGAAACGCUCAGCAGUGGAGAAGUCGAUGAACACGUUUCUCAUCAUCUAUCUGGUUAUCCUGCUUUUCGAGGCUGUCCUCAGUACCAUUUUGAAAUACGCCUGGCAAGCGGAGGAGAAAUGGGACGAGCCGUUCUACAAUCAGAAGACGGAGACGGAACGCAACAGCAGCAAGAUUUUGCAGUUCAUCUCCGAUUUCUUGGCCUUCCUGGUUCUGUACAACUUCAUAAUCCCCAUUUCGCUGUACGUCACUGUGGAGAUGCAGAAGUUUCUGGGUUCCUUCUUCAUCGGCUGGGACCUCGACCUCUACCAUGAGGAGAGUGACCAGAAAGCCCAGGUCAACACCUCUGACCUCAACGAGGAGCUGGGGCAGGUGGAGUACGUUUUUACUGACAAGACAGGAACGUUGACCGAAAAUGAGAUGCAGUUUCGUGAAUGCUCCAUCAACGGUGUCAAAUACCAAGAGAUCAACAGCAGACUGGUCCCUGAGGGAAUGACGGAGGACGUCCUAGACGCAGGCUCUGUUUCUCACCUGAGCAGGGAAGAGGAGCUGUUCCUGAAAGCAGUCUCUCUGUGCCACACAGUUCAGAUCAGUUAUGAUCAGGCAGACGGCGUGUCCGAUCCAUUCUCACACGCGAACGGAUUCACGUGUCAGAUGGAGUACUACGCCUCGUCUCCUGAUGAGAAAGCCCUGGUGGAAGCCACCAAGAGGAUGGGCAUCGCCUUCGCAGGAAGUAAUGGAGAAAACAUGGAGAUCAAAACAUUCGGCAAAUCAGAAAAGUAUAAACUUCUUCAUGUGUUAGAGUUUGACCCAAACCGAAGGCGCAUGAGUGUGAUAUUACAGACUCCAUCAGGGGAGAAAGUGUUGUUCACUAAAGGAGCCGAGUCCUCUAUUCUUCCCUACACCAAGAGUGGAGAGAUCGAGAAGACCAGAGUACACGUGGACGAAUUCGCUCUGAAGGGUUUGAGGACACUGGUGGUGGCCUACAGGCUCUUCAGUGCGGAGGAGUAUAAGGAAGUGGAUAAGCGGAUACAAGAGGCUCGAACGGCUCUACAGCAGAGAGAAGAAAGGCUCAUUGAUGCCUUUAACUUCAUCGAGAAAGACCUGAAGUUGCUCGGAGCCACUGGAGUGGAAGACAAGCUGCAGGAGAAGGUCCAGGAGACGAUUGAGGCUCUGCGAUUGGCUGGAAUUAAAGUGUGGGUGCUAACGGGAGAUAAACAUGAGACAGCGGUCAGCGUGAGUCUCUCCUGUGGCCACUUUCACCGUACAAUGAACAUCCUGGAACUUGUGCAGCAGAAAUCUGAUCACGAGUGUGCAGAGCAGCUCCGCAGACUCGCACGCAGGAUCAAAGAGGACCAUGUGAUCCAGCACGGGUUGGUGGUGGAUGGUGCAAGUCUGUCUCUGGCUCUGCGUGAACAUGAGAAGCUCUUCAUGGAAGUGUGUAAGAACUGCUCUGCUGUGAUCUGCUGCAGGAUGGCACCACUGCAGAAAGCCAAGGUGGUUCGCUUGCUGAAGACGUCCCCAGAGAAACCCAUAACAUUAGCCAUUGGAGAUGGAGCCAAUGAUGUCAGUAUGAUCCAGGAGGCCCAUGUAGGAAUAGGUAUCAUGGGGAAAGAGGGAAGACAAGCUGUCCGAAACAGUGACUAUGCAAUCGCUAGGUUUAAAUUCCUCGCCAAGUUACUGCUCGUCCAUGGACACUUCUACUACAUUCGAAUAGCAACCCUUGUGCAGUACUUUUUCUACAAGAAUGUGUGCUUUAUCACACCGCAGUUUUUAUACCAGUUCUUCUGUCUGUUUUCACAACAAACGCUGUAUGACAGUGUGUAUCUCACGCUGUACAACAUCUGCUUCACCUCCCUCCCCAUCCUGGUGUACAGUCUCUUUGAACAGCUGGUUCAUCCUCACAUUCUACAGAGCAAGCCAGCACUUUACAGAGAUAUCAGUAAGAACUCACUGCUGUCCUUCAAAACCUUUUUGUAUUGGACGAUCCUGGGCUUCUGCCACGCCUUUGUCUUCUUCUUUGGCUGCUACAUCCUGAUGGGAGAGGACACAAGUCUAAUGGGAAAUGGACAGAUUUUGCGAGCUAACAGGCAGCUGAUGUUUGGAAACUGGACUUUCGGUACAUUGGUGUUCACCGUCAUGGUCAUUACAGUAACCUUAAAGUUGGCGCUGGAGACACACUUCUGGACAUGGAUGAACCAUUUUGUCACGUGGGGCUCCAUCGCUUUCUACUUCAUAUUCUCCUUGUUUUAUGGGGGAAUUAUAUGGCCAUUUCUCCACACGCAGGACAUGUAUUUCGUCUUUGUCCAGCUGUUGUCCAGCGGCUCAGCCUGGUUCGCCAUCAUCGUCAUCGUCAUCACCUGCCUGUUCCCCGAUGUCAUCAAGAAAGUGUUUUACAGACACCUACAUCCCACCAGCACACAGAAGUCUCAGUGUAACGAGGCGUACCAAGGCAUUGCCUGUAUGGACUCGGUGUCUUGUUUCCCAGAAGGCCGUGGUAUCUGUGGCUUUCUGGAGCGACUGAAGCGAGCCAACAGAUCGUGGAGUGACUCAGAUCCGUUCUCCUCCAACGACCACAGCGUUUUGACUCUCUCUCCUGUGGAAGCCUCUCACUGCUAGUUUAUAAAGAAGUCGUCAUCGUCAUCAUAAUGAGGGAAAACAUUUUGACCACAGAAGAAUUGUGAAAUCUUUUUUUUGUUGUUUUUUUCGAAUUGUAUGCACCUCAAUCAGAACAGACUGUCCUUCCUGAGGAAACAUGUCUGAAGCCAUAAAAGUCUCUGUAUUACUCCUGUCCUGUCAUGUAGCAUUAGCUCCAGAGCUCUAGUCCUGAUUCUGACAUCACCUCCUGAAGGAAGCCGACUCAUCAGCUUCAGCUCCAUCCAUCCUUCACCUUAUUUAUGCACUUAUGCUUUAAGUUCUUCCAUGAUCCUCAAUUAAUUACUGUGCACACACUGUGUUCUUAUUAUUUUUCUUCUUUUUGUGUGUGCGUGUGUGUUGUGUGUAUCUUCUGAGUGAGCCUGUAGAGUGUGUGCUCCUCAGAUUUCAGAGGCCUUGGGUUACUAUGGCAACCGUUUUUUAAAGUCACUUUAGAAAUGUGCUUUAUAUCAGAAGGUCAGGAAUAGUUCAGCCAAAAAUAAAAUAAUUUCUUUACUCCAAAUGUCGCAGUUAAAACAUUUUAAUGCACAAAGUUUGCUGCAUAUUUUUUUUGUUGCACUGGAGCUAUAAGGCUAAUGUAUAAUGUAGAUCUACCAUUUUAGCAUUGUGCAUCAAAUAAUUAUUUUUAUUGGGGACACAUUGAUACAGCCACUGGUAUAAGGUGUCAGUCUAAUAACAUGCUCAAAAAAAAAAAACAACUGUUACCAACAUCUCAUACUAUGUGAUAUGUGCUUUGUUUAUGAUGUUGCACUAAUUAAACAUAAAAGUUGGAGAGAAAAAAAUAAAAAUUUGAACCAUUUAAUCUGAAUCACAACUCUGCCUUUAAACUUUAGGCAAUGCCCCUUUAGGAAUCUAACGCCAAACUGUGUUGAGAGAGAAUACAAGUCAGGAUUUUGCGCUACAACUAUAUUUAGCUCGUUGAUGAUAACCGUGCCAGAAACUCGUAUCUAUUAGCGUUCGUUAUUUAUAUAGUUUAAUUGUAGCUCCAGCACAAAACUAGACAAGCAAACGUGUCUUGGCUGGUUACGUCCUGGUUGAUUUUGGCUGAGUUUUUUCCUUUAAUUUGGGAUUUUCUCAGUGAAAGCACCAACUGAAGACUUUCAGUCCUGUUCUACAUAUUUAUAAGGGUAAUAAAUUGAUAAAUCCUAAUAUAUUAAUACAGAGGAAUUAUUGAGAGGUCACAUCUGACAUGAGACUGGAUGUAAAACUGUAGUUUGCUUUUGUUUGUUUGUUUAAUUUUAUGUGGGAUGACUGGAGAGACUGUAGACAUAGACGAGGAAUCGUAAUAAUUUUUCUCUCAGUUACGUAGUUCUUGUUUAGUUCACCACUUUUUAUGUCAGGGAACAUGCCAGGCAUCAUCAACAGCCGACUCGAUUCAUGUUAAUAUAUCCACACUCGGCUGCCAGGUUAUUAGUGACUGUGUUCUAGCUAAUAAACUGAUAGCUCAGUGCGUGUGUGUUCCUCAGAGACAGUAGCAAUAAGAAUCUCUGGACCGAGGACCGUCCACUCCAGCUGUGAGUCCAGAGCUUCAUUUCCAUGGUUUUGCAUUUAAAGUAAAAAAUGUUGAAGUAUGUUACUGUAAUUGUCCUCUCCUGACAGUGAAAGUGUUCAAUUGUUGUUUAUGGACAUUCUAUUUACAGAAAAUAAAGCUGUUUUUAAAGAA